AUGGUUGAUGCACUUAACCGAAAGAAUUUUGUAGCUUUACGAGCUUUGGAUGCGCGUUUAUCUUUAAAGAAAGAUGGUGCCUGGAUUGUUGAGUUAAAGUUAAAGCUGAUGCUUUUAGAACAAAUAAAAGAGCUACAAUGGAAAAAUGGAAAAUGCUUGGCAAGAACUGCACAAGUGGAAAAAGACGAGAAUAAGGACUUUGAAUUCAGGACUGACAGAUGUUUGUACUAUUGUGGGAAACUUUGUAUCCCCGAUGAUGAAGAAUUAAAGGAAGAUAUCCUUUCUAAGGUACACUUUAGUCCGUUGACUAUGCAUCCAGGUGGAAACAAGAUGUACCAGGAUCUAAAGAAGACUUCACUCAAAUAUGGAACAAUCCUGCUCGAUGAUGACGACGAUGCAGCUGUUAUGGUUGGCCUUCAUCAAUCUUCCAAUAAUCAAAUUAUUGAGAUUAUUGUCAAAAUUAUAGAUGCUCUUACUUCCUCAACUGCUGCACCGAUGACCGCAGAAGCAGGACCAUCAGAAUAUAUAUAUAUAACCUCAUCGAGAGAUUCGAUGAAAUCCUUGUUGAUUUCAAUGAGGACGAUGCCUCAAUAUCGUCAUAAAGUUGAAAUGAAUGAGAUAAACUAUGAUGUCGUGAGGAAUCCUGAGAUUCCUGAUAAGUUCGAUAUACGCGUAGCCCACUGGGGGACCUUGGAUAAAAGAUCAACGGAGUUUGGACUUGGGUCACAAUUUGGGAGUAAGAAUGAUGCACAACUAGCUAUGAAGGAGUUUUAUAUUAAAACUUAUAUGGAGUUCACUGUUGUGGAGUCUAACUAG
Messenger RNA from Hibiscus syriacus, 816 nucleotides. RefSeq lists its product as uncharacterized. The transcript has 3 exons. Bases 1 to 816 code for a protein of 271 amino acids. The record is from RefSeq and is a predicted model, not a curated record. NCBI's taxonomy places the organism in Eukaryota, Viridiplantae, Streptophyta, Magnoliopsida, Malvales, Malvaceae.